AUGUGUCCAUGGUUUUUUUCAGGGAGGUGUGAUAGAGGAGUAGAUUGCUUAUUUGCUCAUUCACAAGAAGAACUAAAUCCAAUACCAGACUUAUCAUUUACUAGUUUAUGCCCUUUAGCAAAAAAAGCAGGAUCAUGUAAAAAUGAAAAUUGUAGUUAUGCCCAUUCUGUUUGUGAAUUAAGACCAACAGGAGAUUUAUACAAAACUGCUCCUUGUACCAAAUUUUUGAGGGGGAAAUGUAAUGCCGAAGCACAUUGUAGACAUGCACAUUAUAUUCAAGAGUUAAGACCAUUACCUGGUAAUUUAUCUCCUUCCCAAAAUGCUAUUAAUCUUAUGUUAGCGGCCCCUAUGUCGAACGCUUUACAGAAGGUUGAAAAAAAAAAAAAUAAUAAUAAUAACAACAAUAAUAAUAACAACAAUAAUAAUAACAACAAUAAUAAUAAUAAUAAUUAUAAUAAUAAUAAUAAUAAUAUUAAUAAUAGUAAUAAUAAUAAUAAUAGUAAUAAUAAUAAUAAUAAUAAUAGUAAUAAUAAUAAUAGUAAUAAUAAUAAUAAUAAUAAUAGUAGUAAUAAUAAUAGUAGUAAUAAUAAUAGUAGCAGCAAUAGUAGUGGAAGUAAAAGAAACGUUAAUAGCAAUAGCAGUAGUAGCAGCAACAGUGUCAACAGUAGCAACAAUAUGAACAAUAAUAUAAACAAUAAUAGCAACAGCAGAAGCAACAGAAGCAACAACAAUGGCAACAUCAAUAAUAGUAAUAAUCAUUUUGUAGAGGAGAGUAAGAAGAGUAACAACAUGUUGAAGCAAUCCAACAAUAACAUGAUGUGCAAUUUUCCCCUACACAAUAGCACAAACAAUAGAUUUAGAAAAAACUUGAGCAAAAACGCCAGUGCAGAUAAUAGUAUCAGCGGAAAUGUUAGCAGGAAUGUUAGUAGGAAUGUUAGCGGUAAUAUGAAUGGACAGAUGAAUGGACAGAUGAAUGGACAGUUGAAUGGACAGUUGAAUGGACAACUGAAUGGACAGAUGGACGGCCAGAUGAAUGGACAGAUGAAUGGACAGAUGAACGACCUUGUUGGAGGUCAUGUGAGCGGCAGUAUGAAUGGUAUUGUUGUUGGAAAUGUUAAUGGCAACAUGCAAGAUAGUGUAAACAGUAAUAGUUGUGUAACUAAUAGUAUGAAUAUUAUUAACAAUAAUUACCAGAAGAGCUCGUCAUACCCGAACAAUUUAUAUGCUUUAUUAAAGAGUAAAGAGAGCAACGAAGAAUGUAAUAAUAAUAGUACUACUACUCUUAAUAGUGUGAACUUUAAGAAUUAUAUUUUGAACAAUAAUAAUAAUGAGUUUGAAAAUAGCAAUGAUAUGUUGAGCACAUUUAAUAUAAGAAAUCUACAGAAUAUGUACACGAAAUCGCAUGAAGUUAACAGCGGAACGUACAAGUCUCUUAACGAGUUGAUCACACAGGAUGUAAAUAUUAACUGUGCCAUGAAUGGAAAUGUAAAUUGCAGUUUGAAUGGAAUUAUUACUAAUAACAUGAACAAUUGUAUAGCGAACAGUAUGGUGAAAAAUAGGAAUAAUAAUGAUAUUUGUAUUGGAAGUGGCCUUGGCUGUAAUAGUGGAAAUGGCAGUGGCAAGCACUACAAUUUAAGCAAGUCAAAGAAGAAAGAGGCAUUGAAUAAUCAUUAUUGUUCUUACUCAACGAAAGAAGAAUCGAAUUUAUUACCAGUAAUCAGGUUAUCGAGUAAUUCAUCAAAAGAAUAUGUAUCAAAUAAUGAAGGGAGUAAUAAUAUUUUAGUUAAUACAAUAGACCAUAUGGAGCUUACUGCGCAAGAUAGUGCUUUAAAAGUAAUUGAAGAUGAUAAUGAAAAAUUGAAUACAACUGAUAUUAAUAAUUUCUUGAAAUUAUUACAUAUAUCAAACACAAAUGGUUAUAAUGAUCAACACUUUUUAUUUAAUGAUGAAUAUACAAAUACGACAUCAAAUUGUGGACAUAACAAUAGCCUUUUAACUAAUCAUGCAAAUAACCGUGCUAUGAGUAAUAGUUAUAGCAACAGUAACAGUAACAGUAACAAUAACAGUAACAAUAAUAGUGACCAUAUGUUGUAUGAACCGUACAAGACUCUACCCCUGACCAGAAACAACUUAAAACACCAGCCAAGUAUGAUGGAAGACCAAUCGUAUAUGCGACAGGAACAUUUCUAUGUGCGUAAUAAUGGGCAUAGUAAUAUGAAUAACAAUGUGAACAAUAGUAUGAACAAUAGUAUGAACAAUAGUAUGAACAAUAGUAUGAACAAUAGUAUGAACAAUAGUAUGAACAAUAGUAUGAACAGUAGUAUGAACAGUAGUAUGAACAGUAGUAUGAAUAAUAGUAUGAGUAAUAGUAACAGUAAUAUGGAACUCAUAAAUAGUGGUCAAAUUAAUAAUACAAGGAAGUAUAACAACGACCCAGAUGACAACGUAAAAAAUAUUUAUAAACUUAGCAAUAACCCAUUAAUUAGUUGUUCAAAUUUCUGGAAUUAUCCAGAAGAUGAGCUAGCUACCACAGCAUCAAAAAUUGUACAAAAUGUUGAAAUAUUUGACUAUUAG
Messenger RNA from Plasmodium malariae, 2574 nucleotides. RefSeq names its product zinc finger protein, putative. Lineage: Eukaryota; Apicomplexa; Aconoidasida; Haemosporida; Plasmodiidae. Gene Ontology annotation, molecular function: metal ion binding. Bases 1 to 2574 code for a protein of 857 amino acids. The record is from RefSeq and is a predicted model, not a curated record. The transcript has a single exon.